Messenger RNA from Camellia sinensis, 747 nucleotides. The record is from RefSeq and is a predicted model, not a curated record. Lineage: Eukaryota; Viridiplantae; Streptophyta; Magnoliopsida; Ericales; Theaceae.
GUCAUCAGAGAAGAGAGUGAGUGCAUUUGCCAUAAGCAAUGAUAGUCUAUUUGUUUGUUUUGCUGACAAAUUUGGAGUUGUUUGGUUUGUGGAUUUGGAUGGAUUUCAUGAAAAUCAAGCUUUAGCCGGUAACAAGGCAGAGCCAAUUCUUGCUCACUACUGUAGCAUCAUUACUAGCUUGGAAUUCUCGCUGGAUGGACGAUUCAUUAUUAGUGCUGAUCGGGAUUUUAAAAUUCGUGUUACCCUGUUUCCAAAGAAGCCUUUAGAUGGGGCUCAUGAGAUACAGAGCUUUUGCCUUGGUCAAUCUGAGUUUGCACAAGCUCUCUCUAUUGAACAUGGAAGGUUGCCCUGUUAGUGUAGCAUGCUUGGACUCUCUUGCAGGUAUAUAGACCAAUGAAGACUAACAGUGAACUCUCUCAUCAAUUUGAAUCAAUUUGAAUUUAACUCAUCCAAACUUGAAAUUUAUGUUACAAUCAGGAAUAGAUUUUUGAAAUGCAAUCUAGUAAAGUUCAAUAGUCUCUUACUUUGGUGAUAUCUUGAGUUGGGGAUAAUUUUCUUGGUAGUAAUUUGCCAUCUCUUGUAUAGUUGGAUCAAUCAUUAUAGCUCAACACCUCUUUCUCUGUUAAUAUCUUUGUUAAAACAUGAUUUGUGAAUAUGUUGUUUUGUGGUUAAUGGUGAUUGGAUAUUAAAUUGAAUGGGAAAGUGAACUAAUGUUGUAUUUGAUAUUUGAAUGAGAGUUAUUAUUUC